ACAGCCCUGUUGAUGGGACCGGAAUGGCUAAACGAAAUCGACACCGCUACGAUUGCCAUGGAACUGACUCAAGACUCAAGAAUGCUUUAUUCUGAAGGAAUACCAAACGAGAACUUCUUCAUCAUUGACCGAGUGAAUAUUCUGAAGAUCCCAGUCACUGAAUGA
Molecule: messenger RNA, 165 nt
Organism: Haemonchus placei
Lineage: Eukaryota; Metazoa; Nematoda; Chromadorea; Rhabditida; Trichostrongylidae
Source: the annotation of a GenBank genome assembly